AUGGCUGACCAACUGACUGAAGAGCAGAAUGCAGAAUUCAAAGAAGCUUUUUCACUAUUUGACAAGGAUGAAGCAUUCCGUGUGUUUGAUAAGGAUGGUAGUGGCUAUAUUAGUGCAGCAGAGCUCAGCCAUGUGAUGACAAAUCUUGGAGAGAAGUUAACAGAUGAAGAAGUUGAUGAAAUGAUCAGGGAAGCAGAUAUUGAUGGAGAUGGUCAAGUAAACUAUGAAGAGUUUGUACAAAUGAUGACAGCAAAGUGA
This is a messenger RNA of Rangifer tarandus platyrhynchus (Svalbard reindeer), 258 nucleotides long. The record is from the annotation of a GenBank genome assembly. NCBI's taxonomy places the organism in Eukaryota, Metazoa, Chordata, Mammalia, Artiodactyla, Cervidae.